Salvelinus namaycush (lake trout) is the source of this 6870-nucleotide messenger RNA. It is a transcript of the gene cspg4, whose product is annotated as chondroitin sulfate proteoglycan 4. The record is from RefSeq and is a predicted model, not a curated record. The transcript has 13 exons. Bases 1 to 6870 code for a protein of 2289 amino acids. Lineage: Eukaryota; Metazoa; Chordata; Actinopteri; Salmoniformes; Salmonidae.
AUGGCUUCGCUCGCCCCUGGAUGUACCACCUGCCAGUACCUGAGCCAGAGAGUCGCUGAGCUGGAGGGGAGAGUAUCUGUCUUGCGCCAGAUCAAGGAGGACGAAGAACUCCUGGACUCCAUGGUUAUACAAACCACCUCCAAAAUCGACGACGUCACCUGCCCCUGGCUCGGCACCUCCACUUCUGGGGAGCCUGUGGAAGUGCCCAAGCACACUCAUCUGCGCUCCUUGCCUGCCACUAGGUCGUCAGUCUCAGCUGCUAGCCCCCCUCAACCUGCUAGGAGGCAGAUCACCCGGGAGAGGCCCCGUCAUUUACCCAAUAAACCCAUCUCAUCCUACUUUGGGGACAGUUUCUGCAAGAUAACUUCGAUCCAAGAUGUCUCCUCCUUUCACCUGUCGCUGCAGUUCAAGACCAGCCGACGAAGUGGACUCCUCCUCCUGGCUGCAGGGAUGCAGGACUACCUAUUCCUGGAACUCCAGAAUGGGAAAUUACAGGUGCGAAUGAACCUUGGGGCCGGUGAGCUGGUGCUGUCAUCAUCUCUGGGGCUUCAACUGAACAACCUCCUGGAGCACAAGGUGUCUAUCACGAUGCAGGAGGCCAAACUGACCAUGCUGAUCGAUGACCUCUUUUCCACUUUCAUCUCUGUGCCUGAAACCCAGGAGGACCUCAACAUUGACAUGGGGGUUUACAUGGGGGGCACCGGAGACUUAGACGCCCCAUAUCUCAGCAAUGCCAUACCUCCAUUCCGCGGUUGCAUGACCAAUGUCAAGUUGGAGUCCCAUCAGUUUGAUAUUCUCGACUCCGAGCCCAUUGACUGCCAUGAUACAAAGCAGUCCUGUAGCAGUGAGUUUGAGGUUGGUGAUGGAGAGGCGACCAGCUUUAUCAGCCCAGACUCAUUUGUGUCCUUCCCUACUUGGAGCGGGGCUAGUGGUAGUGAAAGGACCUUGGAGUUUCUCAUGAAGACCACCAUCGAGGAUGCCCUACUCACCUUCCACCCUGGACGAGAGUCAGACUUUAUAGCUGUUGGCGUUGUGGGCGGUUACCUAAAAGGUGUGGUGGACCUUGGGAGUGGGAUGGUGGUACUGGACAACCCCAGAGUACAGCUAGAUGAUGAUCAGUGGCAUAGGAUCAGAGUCACUGUAGAUGGGAGUGUGUUUGAGAUUAACGUGGACAGCCAGCUUGCCUCUAUCCCUCUAAGGGGCUCAGAGCGAUUGGAUCUAGUUGGCAAUCUGUAUAUGGGGGGGAUCCAGGGCAAGAUGAAGGAUGUGUUUCGUGAUAGUAGCUUGUCUCGUAUGGAGGUGGAAAUAACAUCUGAGUCUUUUAUCGGAUGCAUGGGAGAAAUCAAAGUGAACCAGAAGGACAGAAGCCUGCAGGACGCGUUGGUCACCAAAGACGUCCAUGUGAAAUGCGAGGGAGAGGACUAUGACUACUCAAGUUACUAUGAUUUGGAGGCAACCACAACUACGGCUCCUGUUCGGAUCCGAUAUGUCGACGCUGACCCUAAUGAAAGACAUUGCUACCCAACUGACGACACACCAGAGGCCUUCCGGAACAUUACAAAACUUAUUGAAGUCAACCCUUUGCUUGUGCCCGAGGGUGGGGAAGCUUUUCUCGAUAUUAACAACCUUAGCCCUACAUUUGACCUAAACACUGUGGGAAUCCGCCAAUCCCAGAUCAUCUUCACUCUACAAAGUGACCCUUGGUACGGACUCGUAGACAUGAACAUCAAUACCAGACGUACCAAAAAGUUUACACUCCUGGAUGUGGUCAACAAGAAAAUCAAGUAUCUCCACGACGGCAAUGAAAAGUAUGGCGAUCAGAUCCAGUUGGAGGUGGUUGCCCAUAGUAACAGUUACCUUCCAGGAUGUCUUAAAAAAAAACACCAGUACAUUCUCCCAGUGGAGAUCAUACCUGUCAAUGACACACCACAACUAAACGGAGGAGACAUUUCCAUCACAGAAAAUGGUCGCACUCGCUUAAAUCCCAACCUUAUCAAGAUUGUGGAUUCGGACACUCGCUGUGAUGAAUUGAUUGUCACCGUGACCUCAGAACCUCCCAGAGGGGGAAGCAACUCUUCCAUUGGGAUCCAGAACCUGGCCGUCAUUGCCACCCCUCGUAAUGGAGAUAUUGUGUUUAAUGUCACACAGGCUCUGAGAUAUGGUGAAUUGCAUGUUCUCACUAGCAAUGGUUUGCCCAAACAGGUUAAAAUGGCCCAAGUAGUUCCCCUUGAGAUUGAAGGCAAGGUAGAGCAAAAGGCAAUAAAACACACUGAACUUGAAGCAGAAGUGAAGGGGAAAAGUGUAGCCCCAGAAACUAUAAGAUACAUCCUUCUGAAGGCCCCCACACUGGGUACUCUUCAAAUGAUCGGCAGGAAGCUAGUUGAGGGAGACAGUUUCACCCAACAGGACCUCUGGAAUGCCCAGGUCAGCUAUAGAGUCCAGGUGCAAAGGACGGUGGCUAAUGAGGACCAGUUCCAGUUCAGAGUCUUUGCAGAGAAUCAGUACUCCCCUAUAUACACCUACCCAAUCAAGAUCCAGGCUGAUUCAGACGCCACUGUUUUGACUAAUGAGAGACUAAUUGUCUUGGAGGGCGGAGAGAAUAUUCUGAACAAAGACUAUCUAUGGGUUCAGACAUCCAUCUCGACAAACUUUGUUUACAGGGUGACACAAGACCCCAAGUAUGGCCGUCUCAUCAGGGAGUCCCCAUCUGGACAGCCCAGGUUCGACGGGGCCAUUAGAAUGUUCAGCAAUGAGGAUCUGAAUCUAGAUAGGCUGAUCUACCAACAUGAUGGCUCAGAGUCUAGCGAUGAUGAGUUCUCUUUCCUGGUAUUUGAGCAAGCAGCAGGAAGUGAAAACAUCAGAAUCGAUGGUCAAGAGUCUUUGAGCAGCAUGUUUAGAAUAUCUAUUCAGUCCAAGAACGACCACGUGCCUCUUAGAGUGGUUGAUAAAACCUUUAACGUGGUGCGAAAUGGACAACGUUUGCUGACCACAGAAGAUAUCCUCUUCAGGGACGAUGACUCAGGGUUCAAUGAUACCCAGUUGGUCUUUGUUCGCACAGGCAUUCUCUCAGGAAAUAUUGUCUCCCCAUCAGACCCCUCGCAGCCCCUCUUUCGUUUCACUCAAGCGGACGUGAAAGACCAGAAUGUUCUAUUUGUGCACCAUGGGGCAGACCGUGAGCGCUUCCAGCUCCAGGUUUCUGAUGGCCUGCAUAAGACCACAGCCCUGCUGCAGAUCCAGGCUGGUGAGGCCUACCUCCGUGUGGUGAACAACACUAUGGUUGUCAUGGACCAUGGAAGCACAAAGACGCUCAACACCAGUCUGUUGAGUGCAGAGUCCAACAUGGACAUAAGAGACGCCAGUGACAUUAGGUACCAAGUGACAUCACCCCCUAGUGAUGGGAAGAUCAUCGUGAGUGGGAUUGAGGCCUCUUGGUUCACACAGGAGGAUCUGAAAAAGGGUGUGGUGUCCUACGAGCAUAACGACCAGAGUCUGAGCUCCAAGGACUCGUUUGGCUUCACUGUGGAAGCGAAAGGAUUUUCUGAGGAGGGCACAUUCAGAAUAAAGAUCUUCAAGCAAGGCUAUCUGUCAGAGCCUGAGGUCAUCACCAAUGAGAUCAUCAUCUCCUAUGAGGGAGAGCACACCGUGAUUAACCAGGAUCAUCUUAAGGUGGAACAAGCAGACAUCCUGCCCUCUGAGAUGGUGUUCACCAUCAAGGAGCCUCCUCGUCUGGGCCACGUGGUCAUGCUGACCAACCACUCGGACAGUACGGCUGCGCCCAUCCUCGACUACAUCCACUCCUUCACCCAGGAGGAUGUCAACAGGGGCCGCAUCCUCUAUGUCUCUGCCUCCAUCCAGGGCAGUGACGUCUUCGCGACUGACGUCAGCAACGGGUUCACCACCGUGGAUGACCUCCGGAUGAUGGUGAACAUUGUGCCUCGCCUCAUCCCCAUCCAGGCCCUCAACUUCAGUGUGAGGGAGGGCGGCGGGAUGGCCCUUACCACUGAGCUCCUGAAUAUUUCUCACCCUUUCUACAGCGCGGUCAAUGUGGACUUCGUCGUGGAGGAGCCACCGCAGCAUGGGGGUAUCCGCUACUUGGAUGGUGACGAACAAGAGCUCACCUUCUUUACCUGGGAGGAGGUGAAACUUGGACACAUCUACUACUUACAUGACAGCACGGAAAGCGGCGAGGACAGUUUCACACUCUCUGCCUCAGCCUAUGAGAUAGAGCGCCGCAGCCUCCCCGUUACCUUCACUGUCACCGUCUUCCCGGUCAACGAUGAGGCACCUAAACUGACACGCAACACAGGACUGGAGGUUUUAGCUGGAGAGGAAUCGGACAUCACCACCAGCAUGUUGAAUACAGAAGAUGCAGACACCCCCAUCAACGAGUUGGUUUAUUCCAUCGAGUCAACCAUCAAUGGGUUGGUGGCACUAAAGGUGGAACCUGACGAAGAAAUCCAGAACUUCACACAGGCACAAAUUAACAAUGGGGAAGUCGUCUUUAUCCAUGAAGGUCUGGAGUCUGGAGGCUUCAGUUUUACCGUGACAGACGGAGAGCACACCUCUCCUCUCUACCGCUUUGUCGUUACGGCUAGACAGCUCACCAUCACCAUGGAAACCGGGGAGGAGCUAAUGAUCUUUCCAGGAACAAGACAUGCCAUCACCAGUGCCAUUUUGAAGGCAGUGACCAAUGAGGAUGGAGAUGAGAUAAGCUUCUCAUUGGUCAGGCCUCCUCGCCUGGGAAGACUGAUCUUAGCCAACGACAGGAACCAGUUUGAAGAGAUCACACGCUUCUCUCAAUCAGAGCUGGAGUCCGGGGCCGUCUUUUACGAGCACCAGAUGCCUGAGGAGCCCUUCUGGGUGGUCCGGGACUCUGUGGAGCUCCUGCUCUCCUCCCCUCCGGCCCCAGCUGUGCAUCACGUCCUCCCCAUCACCGUGUCCUACUACGCAGCCAGCCACAAUGUCUCCUCACAGCUCUGGAAGAACAGAGGCCUGGACAUAGUGCAAGGUCAGAGGAAGGUGAUUGACAGUUCCAUCCUGGACGCCUCCAACCUGCUGGCCAGCCUCCCCGAGGCGGAGCGAGGUCUCUUGGACGUGGUCUUUGAGGUGCGCCGCUUCCCAGCGCAUGGGAGAGUCACCCUGGGGGGCCUGGAUCUGCCCCAGGGUGCCCCCUACUUCAUGCAGAAGGAUGUGGCGCAGGGCGAGCUGGAAUACCUCCACGAUGACUCUGGAGCCUCCGUGGACAGCUUCUCCUUCCGAGCCCGGCUCAACUCCCAGGGCCGCGCCACCCUUCCCCCCUCCCCAGCCCAGGCAGUGGUCCUGGAGGAGGUCUUCAACAUCUCGAUCCGGAGAAGGGACUCUAGUCCUCCAGAGCUGGUGAGUUUGGACGUUCUUCUGGAGGUUCUCCAGGGCUCCAUGACGGUGAUCACCCAGAAGUACCUCAACACCCGCGACGAGGACAGCACGCCCGACGAAGUGCGCUUCACAGUCUCCAAGGCGCCCACCAAUGGGCGGCUGGUGGAUGCCACCAAGGGCGACCACAUCUCCACGUUCACCCAGGAGGCGGUCAACCAGGGCCAGGUGGGCUUUGUCAGUGACGGAAGCCUGUUGGACGGCUUUAUGGAGUUCACUGUGUCGGAUGGGAAGCACCACACCGAGCCGCACACUCUCCAUGUAGGAGUCCUGUCCCGGACGCUAGUGCUGGCCAAAGCCCCAGAGAUCCAGGUGCUGCAGGGGGACGACGAGACCCUAGUGACAGAGGAGAUGUUGAGGGCCACCACAGGUGGCCCCAAUGAGGAGGAAGUCCUCUACAAGAUCACCAGUGUGCCCAAGUACGCUGCCGUCAUGGUGGACCGGCAGCCCACGUCGGCCUUCACCCAGACCCAGAUAAGGGAGGGCCGGGUGAGCGUUCGCUUCAUCAAGUCCACCUCGCCCCGGGACAGCGUGGCCUUUGUGGCCCGGAGCCGGGCAGCCAACGUCUCCUCUGUCCUCAACAUCACGGUCAAGCCUCUGGCCAACAUCCCCCAGGAACUCCUGCUGCCACGGGGUGCCACCGUGCUGCUGGACAAGAAGCUGCUGGAUGCCACGCCGCUGGCCAACAAGACCCGGACAUCUCCCACCUUCAGCGUGAUCCAGCAACCACAAGGCGCCCGCUUCGUGAGGGCUGGCGGGAGAGGGCCAGAGGGAGACGGCCAGCCCGUGGACACGUUCACCCAGAAAGACUUGGAUGAGGGACGUGUAGCCAUGGAGAUCCUGAAUGGAACAGGAGGCAGCCAAGCCCAGGACGUGGCUCGCUUCCUGCUCAAGGCCCAUGGGGUCCCUCCCGCUGAGUGCGUUCUCUCCUUCAAGACGACCCCUUACAACGCCUCAGAGGUCUACCCGGCCACUCUCCUUAAGGUCCCUGCCGGGUCUGCGUGGUCCAAUAGCAACGACCUCCCUGGAGGGGCGGGGUCCCCACGCAUCACCCCAGCCAGCCCCCGCUGGAGGGGCAACAUGGACUGGCCUCAUGGAGGAGAUGCCCCCACCACUGCCUACACUGACAAAGACUCCCAUAGGAAGCCAGUGUUGUCCAGGAGGAACAACCUGUGGUCCAUCCUCGUCCCCAUUCUGAUCCUCCUGCUCCUCCUCCUGCUGGUGGCCAUCUUGGCUUUCUACUUGGUGCGUCGCAACAAGACGGGCAAACACAAUGUGCAGACGGUGGCUGGCUCCAAGCCCAAAAACGGAGAGAUCAGCCAGGAGACCUUCCGGAAAACCGACCCGGCCAAUAACAUCCCCAUGUCCCAAAUGGACUCCAAAGACGCCGACCCGGAAUUGCUGCAGCACUGUCGGACAACAAACCCGGAGUUAAAAAAGAACCAAUACUGGGUAUGA